Molecule: messenger RNA, 1517 nt
Organism: Saccostrea cuccullata (small rock oyster)
Lineage: Eukaryota; Metazoa; Mollusca; Bivalvia; Ostreida; Ostreidae
Product: E3 ubiquitin-protein ligase MIB2-like
Exons: 10
Coding region: 12-1517 (501 amino acids)
Biological process (GO): protein ubiquitination
Cellular component (GO): cytoplasm
Molecular function (GO): zinc ion binding; protein binding; ubiquitin-protein transferase activity
Source: RefSeq, a predicted model, not a curated record
UCAUCUGGUUGAUGGCGGGACUCCGUGUAGUGCGGGGACCGGACUGGACUCAGGGGGACGGGGAUGGAGGGGAGGGGCAUUUAGGGACGGUGGUGAGCGUCAGUGAGAGGGAGGCUGUCGUGAAUGUGGUCUGGGACAUCGGGAAUGUUACUACCUGUCGGAUCGGAAAAGACAAGAAAUAUGACCUGAGAGUGUUCGAUAAUGCUUCCAUAGGAAUUGUUUUUAAAAACAAGACAUGUUCUGAAUGUCAGUGGGAAACUUUCUAUGGAAUGUGCUGGGAGUGCAAAAUCUGCAAAGACACCAACCUCUGUACCAUUUGUUACUUCAGAGGCAAACACGACAUGGAGCAUGGGUUUGUCAGAUAUACUGUGCCAAAUGCAGAAGGAGUCGAAGUCCAAAAACGCUUCUCAAGUCUGGCCAUGAGGUCAUUUGGAAUGUAUCCUGGAGCCAAAGUCACCAGGGGAAUAGAUUGGGAGUACGGAGACCAAGACGGUGGAAGUGGGGCGGUGGGGACUGUACGGGACAUUCGCAGUUUCAAAAAGGAUAUGUCUCACCGUAACGCUGUUGGAGUCAUUUGGCCUUCAGGAAAAGGGUUUGCUUAUCGCAUUGGAUUCAAGGGGAAAGUUGAUCUUGCCUGCAAAGAAGUGGCGAGAGGAUUUGAAUAUUAUCGUGAACACCUUCCACUGCUAGAUCUCGAUUUGAUUAAGAAUCAGGUUUCUACUCAGUCAACCCUUGGUGUAAAAAUUGGAGACCAAGUCUGCAUCACCCUUUCUAAAACAGAAUUAAAGGAAGCACAGAAAAAUUUCGGGGGUUUUCAUGACGAGAUGGAAAGUGCCAUAGGGAAACGUGGAAUAAUAGAUGGUUUCACAGACAACGGGGGCAUUGUCGUCAAAUUCCAGGACAACAGAUGGGUCUUCAACCCAAAGGCUCUAAGCAAAGUUUGGAGGGUGGCCGCGGGGGAGACUGUCCGUGUAAAAAAUGAUCAACAAAAAGUUGAAGCCCUUCAGAAAGGCCACGGAGAGUGGAAUCCAAAUAUGUCCAAGGUUUUGGGCAAAGUGGGUAAGAUAGCCCGAAUCACUCCUAAGAAUGACGUGGUGGUGUCCUUUGGGAGGAAACACUGGGUAUUUAACGUGGCCUGCUUGACCCCGUGCCCCGGGGCUCAGGUCGACGAGAUGGAGGAAGAGGAGAAUCUCACUUUAUCCGUUGCAACUGCUGGUUUAGCGAAUGGAUUGGGGUUAUUACUAGAGCAACUGCGAAUACUACAAGCCCAGAAAAGCAGACUGUCCCCUGAACAGUUUCUCAGAAUGGCGGCUGAUGGAGACGAUAAAAUGGUGUCACAAAUGGUCAAAGGGGAACCAAACCUGUGUAAUAUGCAAAUAAAAGGAACAACGGCGUUGAUUGCUGCAUCAUUUGAAGGACAUGAUGGCGUUGUUAAGAUUUUGAUUGCCAGUGGAGCAAAAGUGGACCAAACGGACCAAAACGGAAAUACGGCAUUACUGGCCUCUGUUUCUGCGUAA